Messenger RNA from Malaya genurostris, 1948 nucleotides. RefSeq names its product probable cytochrome P450 6a23. The record is from RefSeq and is a predicted model, not a curated record. Gene Ontology annotation, molecular function: heme binding; oxidoreductase activity, acting on paired donors, with incorporation or reduction of molecular oxygen; monooxygenase activity. The transcript has 2 exons. Bases 113 to 1609 code for a protein of 498 amino acids. Lineage: Eukaryota; Metazoa; Arthropoda; Insecta; Diptera; Culicidae.
CAUUGGACAGUUAGUCAUGAGUCAGUAGCUUCGUUAUUCACUAAAACACCGUUCGUUGUUGGAUCGGCUUGAAUUAAACGUUUCCGGUAAUUUAACUAGAAAAUAGUGAGUGAUGGAAUAUUUGGACGCGAUCAUCACCGUGGUGAUGUUGUGCCUGGCCAUUUAUCUUUAUUUCGAUCGGAAGCAUAACUAUUGGGCGGAUCGUAAAGUGCCAUUCCUGAAGCCACAAUUUUUCUACGGCAAUGCAAAAACCAUGGGACGAACUGAAUCAUUUGCCGAUCUAUUCCGACGAUUUUACAUUGAAUUGAAGGAAUUGGGACCAUUCGGAGGAAUUUAUCUGUUCACUAGGCCGAUUGCCGUGGUUACGGAUUUGGAUCUAGUUCAGAAUAUUUUUGUGAAGGAUUUCCACGAUUUUCAUGAUCGUGGAGUUUACUAUAAUGAAAAAUACGAUCCUCUGUCGGCUCACAUGUUCAACAUUGCAGGCAGCAAAUGGAAGUCACUAAGGCACAAACUAUCGCCGACGUUCACUUCCGGAAAGAUGAAAAUGAUGUUUCCCACGAUUGUGGCAGCCGGUGAGCAGUUUAAUGAUUUUCUGCAGACUAAAGCCAAACAGCAAAGUGAACUGGAACUGAAAGAUUUGCUGGCUCGGUAUACGACGGACGUUAUUGGAAUGUGUGCAUUCGGCAUCGAAUGCAAUUCGAUGAAGGAUCCAAACGCACAGUUUCGAGUGAUGGGGAAGAAAAUAUUUUCGCGAUCCCGUAGUAGAAUCAGUGGGCUUCUGAUUACCAUCGCUCCGAAUUUAGCGCAAAAACUAGGAAUCAGUAAUAUUGAUCCGGAUGUGUCCGAAUUCUUUUUAAAUGUGGUUCGCGAAACGAUCGAUUAUCGAAUUAAGAAUAACAUACAGAGAAAUGAUUUUAUGGAUUUACUGAUACGGAUGAAUUCCGCAGAUGACACUAAAAGUGGUGAUGGUCUGCUUUCCUUCUACGAAAUUGCAGCUCAGGCGUUUGUAUUCUAUGCCGCUGGAUUUGAAACUAGCUCUACAUUGCUGACUUGGACACUGUAUGAGCUUGCAUUGAAUCAGGAUAUUCAGCAAAAAGGACGGCAACAUGUGCUGGACAUUUUAAAUAAGCAUAAUAACGAAAUGACAUAUGAGUCUCUCAUGGACAUGAAAUAUUUAGAUCAAAUUCUGAACGAGUCCCUUCGCAAACAUCCACCCGUCCCCGUUCAUUUCCGAGUGGCGACUAAGGACUAUCAGGUUCCCAACACGGAAACCAUAAUUGAAGCAGGAACACGCAUAUUUAUACCUGUUUAUGGAAUUCAUCGCGAUCCGGAAAUAUAUCCCGAUCCUGAACGAUUCGAUCCGGAACGGUUCAGUGCAAACAGUGAACAGAAUCGACACCCGUACGCCUGGACGCCGUUUGGUGAAGGACCGCGAAUCUGCGUCGGACUGCGGUUUGGAAUGAUGCAAGCUCGGAUUGGACUGGCGUAUUUGUUGAAAAAUUUUAGAUUUUCUAUUGGAGAAAAGUGCAAAGUUCCGUUGGAGCUCGAUUUAAAAGGUUUCGUUCUUGCACCGAAAGGAGGUUUGUGGUUGAAGGUGGAGAAAAUUUAAUGUUGUUGAAUGAUGAGUAAAAGGAUUCAUCCAAUCUGUAUGUUCAUUGGGAAUGUCGAUUUCAGCGAAUCGCAAAAAAGAUGCUGUUAGGGGCUGUAUUUUAAAAUUUUCUACUGUAAAAGUUCCGUAACUAAUCGUUCUAGUUUGAAUGUGAGCGACGCAUGUUUUUGUUUUUGUUUCAAUCAGUACUGACAAGUAUCUGAUAACCAUGCGAGUUUUGUGACUGAGUCAUUUAUUUUUUGCUAACGACACUAUCCAGUAAAUUUCAUGCAAAAAUUUUAAUGAACUGUACUAAUCUUAAACAACCUUUAAAGUAAAUAAAACUAAGGUUACAAGGAA